Molecule: messenger RNA, 1725 nt
Organism: Macrosteles quadrilineatus (aster leafhopper)
Lineage: Eukaryota; Metazoa; Arthropoda; Insecta; Hemiptera; Cicadellidae
Gene: Usp39
Product: U4/U6.U5 tri-snRNP-associated protein 2
Exons: 13
Coding region: 166-1704 (512 amino acids)
Biological process (GO): mRNA processing; spliceosomal complex assembly; protein deubiquitination
Molecular function (GO): zinc ion binding; cysteine-type deubiquitinase activity
Source: RefSeq, a predicted model, not a curated record
GUUUAGUUGAUUUGAAAACUUAAUUUGAAGAUAUUUAAUAAAAUAUAUAUUUAUAGCUUGGUUAUUUUUAGUUUUUAUUCGAUUAUGAUAUGGUAAUUUAAGAUAUUUUCAAUAUAGGUUUAUAAUUUUAAAGAAAUCGGUGGAAUUUCCUAAAGUCUGGUGAAAAUGGCUGAGACUAAAUUACCAAUUGACAAAUUGAAACAAAAAUUUGCUGCUGCAAAGAAGAGGAAGAUCGAAGAAAAUAUAUACGACAUUGAUCCAAUAUCAGAUGAUGAGGAUGGUUCAGGUCCUGUUGUUCCAGAGAAAGUAAAAACACACAGGCUGUGUCCUUAUCUUGACACAAUCAACCGUCAAGUUCUGGAUUUUGAUUUUGAAAAACUCUGCUCAGUGUCACUGUCUCGUAUUAAUGUUUAUGCUUGUUUAGUGUGUGGAAAAUAUUUUCAAGGGCGAGGAACGAACACACACGCCUACACACACAGUGUCGCAGAGAGCCACCAUGUGUUCCUCAACCUUCUCACCCUUAAGUUCUACUGUUUGCCAGAUAACUACGAAAUAGUCGACUCGUCAUUGGAUGAUAUUAAGUAUGUGUUGAACCCCACAUUCACUUCCGAGCACAUCAGACAGUUAGACAACAGUGACAAGUUGUCUCGAGCCAUUGACGGAACUCUCUACUUGCCUGGUAUCGUGGGGCUAAACAACAUAAAAGCAAACGAUUACUGCAAUGUAAUUUUACAGGCUUUGUCACAUGUAACACCACUACGGGACUAUUUCCUGCGAGAGAUAAACUACGCCAGGGUCAAGCGACCACCUGGUGACAGCAGCUUCCUACUGGUGCAAAGGUUCGGUGAGUUGAUGCGUAAACUGUGGAAUCCUCGCAACUUCAAGGCCCACGUUUCACCCCACGAGAUGCUACAGGCGGUCGUUCUGUGGAGCAGAAAAAAAUUCCAGUUUACUGAACAAGGUGACCCUAUCGACUUCCUAUCCUGGUUCCUGAAUGCUCUUCACUUGGCUCUAAAUGGUUCUAAGAAGCCAGACUCUUCCGUCAUCUACAAGACGUUCCUCGGGACAAUGAAGAUCACAUCACGUAAGAUCCCUCCCAUAGAGCUGGACGACGCUCAGAGAGCUGCGCUGCAGCGUACAGAUGAGUACGCAGAGAAGGUUACAACGUCUCCGUUCCUCUACCUCACCUGCGAUCUUCCACCACCACCGUUGUUCAAGGAUGAGAUCAUGGAAAAUAUAAUUCCUCAGGUCAAUUUAUACCAGCUGCUUAACAAGUUCAAUAAUGAAAGCGAAAAAGAGUACAAAACAUACAAAGAGAACUUCAUGAAGAGAUUUGAAAUCACCAAGCUACCUCCUUAUCUUAUUCUUUACAUCAAGAGGUUUACAAAGAAUACAUUCUUUGUUGAGAAGAAUCCAACGAUUGUGAACUUUCCUGUCAAGAAUGUAGACUUUGGAGACAUACUGACCCCGGAUAUCAAGAAGAAGCAUAAACACACAAUCUACGAUCUUGUGGCUAACAUUGUACAUGACGGGGAGCCUGGCAAGGGAACCUACAGGGUUCAUGUGCUACAUAAGGGUACGGGAAAGUGGUACGAGAUGCAGGAUUUGCAUGUGACGGACAUUCUACCUCAGAUGAUCACCCUGACUGAGGCCUACAUUCAGAUAUACGAACUGAGAGAUUACAGUGAUCAGGAUAAAAGAUGAUAAAAAGGAUACUUCAUUUAC